GUCAUUGACAACACAAAAACAACAAUUUGAGAAAACCACAGGUGAAUCGAAUCGGAUUCUCACUGAAGAAGUCGUGAUAAUCAACGAAAGGGCAAGAUUCGCUGCAUAUUCACCAAGACUCCAUCGUAUCAACAUGGCGACUGACCAGACGGGUUUCGUGUCCAUAUCACAAUUGCUCAAGCGACUAUCGACAUUGGAGCAAGCGAGGAAGGUCUCGGCAGAAGAAAUCGCAGCUGCAGUCGCCCUCAUCUUCACCAAUAGCCUCUCACCGGUCCAAUUCGGAGUUUUGCUCUGGGCAUUGCAUACCACAAAUCUCGACCACCAAGCCGAAGUGCUGGCAGCAUGUGCCAAAUCCAUGCGAGGAGCUGCUGCUCAGAUUGACGCUACGGAACUGAAAGAGGUCAUUUCCAGACGUAAACGGCCAGAGGGGACGUACGCGGGCGGUCUGUGCGACAUUGUAGGCACAGGAGGCGACGGCCACAAUACCUACAACGUAUCCACCACCGCCUCGAUCAUCUCCUCGGCGAUUCUCAUGAUGGCUAAGCACGGCAACAACUCUUCGACUUCACUAUCGGGCUCUGCAGAUCUGCUGCAACAUGCACCUCGACCACCCAUCAUCGCGGCCACCACAGCAGAAAAUCUCCCACGCAUCUACGAGAAGACCAACUACGCCUUCUUAUAUGCUCGAGAAUGGCACCCGGGAAUGAAGUACGGAGCUGCAGUCCGUCGAGAAGUCCCUGUCCGCACAGUCUUCAACCUACUCGGCCCACUCGCCAACCCGGUCCACGAUUCGGGUCUGGUCGAAUGUCGAAUCCUCGGAGUCGCUCGCAAAGACAUUGGCACCAAUUUUGCAGAAGCCUUGCGACUGAGCGGUGCACGCAAAGCGCUCGUCGUCUGCGGCGAUGAAAAUCUCGACGAACUAUCGUGUGCUGGCAUCACGCAUUGCUGGUUGAUCCAUGGGGAACCAGCAGGAGGUCCAGUGGAUAUCACUUCCUUUGAGAUCGCACCCGAGGACUUCGGGUUGCCGCGCCAUCCUCUGGAAGACGUGCAUGGUGGAAAAGGACCGGGCGAAAACGCGGAGAUUUUGAUGCAGAUUCUGAAAGGGGAGAGACCCGAUGAUGACCCGGUCUUGCAUUUCGUGUUGCUCAACACUGCGGCUCUGAUUACUCUGUCGGGUGUCUGCGAGGCGGAUACCAGCAACAUGGGUAAUGGAGACGACGGUCAAGUCAUUCCGGAUAGAGGUCCGGGAGGGUUGCGUUGGAAAGAGGGUCUUCGACGUGCGAAGUGGUGUGUCAAGAGCGGCGAGGCGUUGAAGCAGUGGCAGGCUUUCGUGGAAAUUACGAAUGAGCUGUCUCCGUCGUCGUCGUAGUCGCCAUCGCUGCCGUCUUGAGCAUACUUUACUGUAGCUCCUAUUGUGUUGCGACCUACGUCUUUCUGGCUGCAAGGCUAGAGAGGAUGUGCAUGGCGCUGCAUCGAAUAGUGAACUCCACUGCCGCUGCCAUCACGGAAGAUGGAAUUAGGUGAACUUAGAGCGUCCACUGCUGCUGACUGCCACAGCGCAGUCUAGAAUGGCAGGUCGGCGGUGGCGCGCACAGUCAGUAAAAGCGAUACUGGCGGCUAUCCAGUUGCUGUUCACUGGCUACAUGUACAGUAGUACUAAAGCAUAUAUAUAUCAUCGUGUCAUGAACGU
Molecule: messenger RNA, 1690 nt
Organism: Sphaerulina musiva SO2202
Lineage: Eukaryota; Fungi; Ascomycota; Dothideomycetes; Mycosphaerellales; Mycosphaerellaceae
Product: anthranilate phosphoribosyltransferase
Exons: 2
Coding region: 134-1369 (411 amino acids)
Biological process (GO): L-tryptophan biosynthetic process
Cellular component (GO): cytosol
Molecular function (GO): anthranilate phosphoribosyltransferase activity
Source: RefSeq, a predicted model, not a curated record